UUCAAGAGUCAGUGCUGAUGCUGUGCUGCUGGUUUUGAACGCUGUUCCGCAAAGCAGAAGUGUUGCGGAUGUGGGCAGCAGCAGUGCGCAGCGGCCUGUGUGCUGCAGCAGUGUGGCUCGAUAUCAGCCAUGAACCCGGAGGAACGAACUGUCACCUGGCUCAUCUCACUAGGAGUCCUUAAUUCGCCCAAAAAGAACAUCGCGGAUCCAGAGGGAUUUCUCAAAGCGUCACUUCGAGAUGGAUCCGUCUUGUGUAAGCUUAUGGAGCGACUCGUCCCGGGAUCUAUUACAAAGUAUUGUCCGGAUCCUAAAUGUGAAGCCGACUGCCUUGGCAACAUUCGGGAGUUUUUGAAAGGAUGUGUUUCCUUAAAGGUUGAGGGGUUUGAACCUGAAAGCUUAUAUACUGGUGAGAAUUUUAGCAAGAUUCUGUCUACGCUGUCAGCGGUAAACGUCGCCACUCAAGAUCGUGAUACUGAGAGGCAAUGUCCACAGUCCAGCUCCUCCACUCCUAAUUUGUCGAUCUCGUCAUCAUCCAUCUCAAAAUCCAGAUCCUUGCGGAGACAAUCGAAAGCAGUGGAGAUGUCAGAAAAUGGAGCCGGCGGCCAACUGGUGGUGAAGGCACGCUUUAACUUCAAGCAGAACAACGAAGACGAGCUGUCAUUCAACAAGGGCGAUCUGAUCCAUGUAACCCGGCAGGAAGAGGGAGGGUGGUGGGAGGGGAUGCUCAAUGGGAAGACUGGAUGGUUCCCCAGCAACUAUGUCCGAGAGGUCAAACCAUGUGAAAAACCAACCUCCCCCAAAGCAGUAAAAGGAUUCGAUGUUCCACAGCUGACCAAAAACUACUACAAUGUGGUGGUACAAGACAUCCUGGAGCAUGAGCGCGAGUUUGUGAAAGAGCUCCAGGCCGUUCUCACCGCCUAUCUGCGACCUCUACAGGGCAGCGACAAGGUUUCCAGUGCUGAUAGCAGCAGUUUAUGUGGGAACUUGGAGGAAAUUCUCACUUUCCAGCAGGGACUCUGUGCGGCUUUAGAGGAAUGCAGCAAGAUGCCUGAAGGCCAGCAGCGCCUCGGUGGCUGUUACAUGAACAUGAUGUGCCAGAUCCGAAUGCUGUACCUGUCUUAUUGCUCCAGCCAUCCAUCCGCAGUGGCUGUACUCACUGACCACAGUGAAGAGCUGGAUAAGUUCAUGGAGAGUCAGGGAGCCAGUGCUCCAGGCAUCCUGACUCUAACCACUAGCUUGAGCAAACCCUUCAUGAGGCUGGAAAAGUAUCCCACCCUACUGCAGGAGCUGGAAAGACAUAUAGAGGAAGCCCAUCCAGAUUACAGUGACAUCCUGAAAGCAAAUAUUGCUUUUAAAAAUCUUGUGAUGCAGUGCCAAGAACUGCGCAAACGAAAGGACCUGGAGGUGCAGAUACUGUCCGAGCCUGUGCGUGGCUGGGAAGGUGACAGCAUCAAGUCUCUAGGCCAAGUGGCCUACAUGUCUCAGGUGCAUGUGCAGAGCGGCUCUAGUGAGGACAAAGAGGAACGCUACUUCAUGCUGUUUUCUAAUGUGCUAAUCAUGUUGUCUGCCAGCCCACGUAUGAGUGGCUUUAUCUAUCAGGGACGACUGCAGCUUUCAGGAGCUACGGUGACCAAACAUGUGGAGGAUGCGGAGACUGGUCAUUAUGGAUUUGAGAUUGGAGGAGGUUCCAUCGAGCGCAUGACCGUUUUCUGCAGUAGCUCCCAGGAGCUGCAGGAAUGGCUGGAGCACCUGCAUGCUUUUACCAAAGGUGGAAGCCCAGUAGGAACCAUACUGAAGAAUGUAGAAGGCAAGACCAUGAGCGUGGUGGGCACACCGUCUCACCUGAGCCACACGCAAAGCUUCAACACAUCCACGAGCACCCGCUGCGCUCUGGAGCCACCUAAAAUAACAAAGCCGUGGUCUCUGAGCUGUCUGAGACCUGCUCCCCCACUUAAACCAUCCGCUGCCCUGGGCUACAAAGAGAGGAUGUCUUAUAUCAUGAAGGAUUCCAGCAAAAGCCCUAAACCCAUCAAGAAGUUCCUGAACAAGAGAAAGACAGAAAGAAAACCAUCAGAUGAUGAUUAUUUGCUCAGAAAAAGUACUGCAGCUUUGGAAGAAGAUGCCCAAAUUUUGAAGGUGAUUGAAGCCUAUUGUACUGGAGCCAGCCUGCACCAGGCCGCAACAGCUGUACGCAAAGAUGGUGUCCCUCAAGUCCUGCUACCAGAGGAGGAGAAGAUAAUUGUUGAAGAGAUGAAAAGCAACGGACAAACAGUCACUGAGGAGAAAAGCCUUGUCGAUGCUGUUUACGCGUUAAAAGACGAGGUCCAUGAGUUAAAGAAGGAGAACAGGUGGAUGAAACAGUGUCUGGAAGAAGAGCAGAAAUCCCGCAAAGAGCUUGAGCGCCUGGUCAGGAAGCUGGCUAAACAGAAGAAUGACUAUGUGUGGGAAGAUGGAAGCCACUGAGUAACAUUCGAGAUGUUCUCCCCUUUCUGCAUGUCUGAGUGAGUGAGUGCGUGAGUGUGUAUGAGUGUGUGAGAGAGAGAGAGAGUGGGUGGAUGAGUUGCUAGUUUUGGGUUCACACCAAAUGUUGCAUUUAGAGCCUUCCUGCCUUGUAAACUUUUUUUCUUUUCUUUCUUUCUUUUUUUUUUUUUUUUUGGUUUUUAAGAAUAACUUUGUGGAUUUCUUGCUAUGAGAUCAUGUGUGUUUUACCGAUGUCUUCAGUGGGUUUCAGAAGAGGUUCCUGCAGCAUGAGUUCAGUUUCUACAAACAGGGCAACAAAAAUGUGUUAAACACUCAUGCAGCAGAACUACAUCAUAGUUGUGAAAGUCUGUACCUGUUAUUUUUGGCCAUGUGACUUAUUAUAACAGACUUUCUGUACCUGUCCAUAAAACCAUCGAACGGUGGUAGAACUACGUACAGUAUAUAACUGCUAUGAAUAUUAUCAUUCAGUGUAGCUAUACAGCAGAUGCUCGGAUGAAGCCAUUGUUUCCGUGCAUUUGGAAAAAGGAAAAGAUUCAGUGUUCAGACUCAGUGGGGAAAUGUGUGGAAAAUAAGAUUCAGUCUUCAACCAGAAACAAUACGUGCGUGUUUGUGCUCACCAAGCAUGAAAGCUCAAAGUCCCUGUGUCUUUAUAUAUGAAACUACCUUUCUGGUACACCGGCAAAUCAGUAUUUCUGAUUCUGUAGGUUUAUCUGGUUUGAUAGAGGAAGAAUUUUGUGCUUGUUAACAUGGACUAUAGAAUAUGUUGCACAUCAAUGACAUGAGAUGCCACGAUGGUCAUCUUGAAAAGAUUUGACUGUUUGCUUUAGGUUUUUUUUUUUUUUUUUUUUAAGCUUUUAGAAAAGUUUGCAAGGUAGCUGGUGUGUGAUCACUGGCCAUCAAAAAUAUUUCCAUGAACCGUGUCUGUUACAAUCUCUGAUAUACUGUACAGUAUUUCUAUAUCCAUUCUUGACGCCAGAUAAUCUGUGUUUAUAUUUCCGUCGUUGUUAUGCUUGUUCAGAGCUGUUCGUAGCGAACCAUGCAGCUAUUCCUAGUAAUAAAAUACAAUUUCAAUACUAUUAAGAUAUAAUUUAUAAUGUAUGUAUAUCAUAUAUACUUUAAAACAGUAUAUAAUAGCUAGUAUAGCCAAAAAAUAAUAAUAAUCCUGUAAGCUUUUAUAUUCAAUAAUACAAUAAUUGAUUACCUCCAUAUUCUGUGGAUGAACAAAAAAAUCUAUUUAUUUUUGAAUGCAGUCGUCCUGGAUUGAAAACAUGGUACUAGGGCCUUUUUAAGCACUCCUACAGUAUAACCGUACACCUCAUUUAACAACCUGGUCUGAGUCUGUUGGAAGACUUAUUAUUAGUGACGAUCAUUGUUUUUAAUAGGAAAUGAGUUUUUAUAAAAACACUGUUACUGUAGCUGUUACUCACCCCUUUUUUGUGUUUAAAUACAGUCAGUUUUUUGUAGAUUCUUGCCACUUUUGCCGCAGUUAUGACAUGCUGAAUUUGCCGAGAAAUUCACAGUGUAUUUAUAGCUGUUACAGCAUUAACGCUUUUAGUAAGCCAUCUAUAUUAAAGGCUGUUGCACCACAGGAUGUUGGGGCACUGUGAAUGUGAAUGAAUCACCAAAUUUAGAUGUAAAGGCGUAAGUCAAAGGACGUUAAUAGCUGUACGAUCUAUGUUUUGUAACAUGUCCGAAUACUUAACUGGUACCCUGUUGGAUACACGUUGUAUGCUCUGCUGCGUUGUCUGAUCUUUCCUGUAAAGUAAUCAGGCACAUGAAUAAUGAAAUGAAAUACUUAUAAUACAAAACGAUGGCAAACGAAUUAAAGGGGAAAUAAAACAGCCGUGUAUUAAUAAGGUGUUGGUUCUUAACAAGCCACAAGAUGGAAAAGACGUUCCCUCCGUUCUCACUCCUAAAUCAUAUACAGGUCUUCGGUUAGAGCUGCAAGGCCACAGCGUAUGAUUUACAUCGGGUUUCAAACUUUUUAGUGAGCUUUUCUGUGCCUUUUCCCGAAGGCAUUGACGUCAUAGCAAAGAGCUGCCUUUUUUCCUUUAAUUUGUCAUUCCUCUAUGCCAUUACCUUGAAACUGUUGUUUGAUGCAAAACUAGACACUGUGGGCAAUAUUAUUAUAAAUAGGUAUAUAUUUAACUUUAAGAAGCAGUGGAAUAGUACAUUUGAAGCCAUACAACAAGGAAUGACGUGUUAGCGCUGUCCUGCAAAAAAAAUAAUAAUAAAAAAUAAUAAUAAUAACCAACUAGUAUUCAAUGCAAUAAGACUGAAGACUGGUUUACCGUUAACUGUUAUGCAUUGACCGAGAGGAGCCUCAAUUUGCACUGAGGUGUGUUAUCCAGCUAGUCGACAGGAUUUACUCCUUUAACAUACACCAUGCUGUUUCUACAGUGCUGUGAUCACAUUUAUUUUAUUUUAUUUUUUUUAAUUACUGGUACUACUCAGUAAUUUGUUUAAGCUGUGCUUAUGUGUGUUUUGCAUAGCAGUAAGUAUUAUUUAAAAAUUUCUGUAGUUGCUAGCAAUCUAAUUCCCAUUGA
This is a messenger RNA of Tachysurus fulvidraco (yellow catfish), 5027 nucleotides long. RefSeq names its product Rac/Cdc42 guanine nucleotide exchange factor (GEF) 6 (gene arhgef6). Bases 130 to 2463 code for a protein of 777 amino acids. The transcript is spliced from 22 exons. Gene Ontology annotation, molecular function: protein binding; guanyl-nucleotide exchange factor activity. The record is from RefSeq and is a predicted model, not a curated record. Lineage: Eukaryota; Metazoa; Chordata; Actinopteri; Siluriformes; Bagridae.